AUAAAUUUGAGGACAAAGAUUUCCAGUUAGCAAAGACUUGGACAGGUCACUCCUUGCAUAGCUUAAGGAUUUAAUUUAAAAAGUACAAUUUUUGCACCUACUAUUUGUAUAAUUGUACCCCACUACUCUCUUCAACUCAUUCAUUCAGUUCUCAUAUUUUCAUAUAAUCUUUCCGUUAUCACCAAAUUCCUCCGUUAACAAUUUAAAUCCGUCCGGUACGUAGUAUUGAAGUGUGCGGUGUGUGUAUGUGUUGAGAAGUUGAAGGUGGUGGUUAAGUGCAAUGGAAAGGUAUGAAAUAGUGAAGGAAUUGGGGUCUGGGAAUUUUGGCGUUGCAAAGCUUGUGAGAGAGAAAUGGUCUGGUGAGCUUUAUGCUAUCAAGUAUAUUGAGAGAGGCCAGAAGAUUGAUGAGCAUGUGCAGAGGGAGAUCAUGAACCACAGGUCACUGAAACAUCCCAAUAUUAUUAGAUUUAAAGAGGUGCUGCUAACACCGACCCAUCUAGCCAUAGUCAUGGAAUAUGCUGCAGAAGGGGAACUUUUUGAAAGGAUUUGCAAUGCCGGUAGAUUUAGUGAAGACGAGGCAAGAUUUUUCUUUCAACAACUGAUAUCAGGUGUCAGUUACUGCCACUCGAUGCAAAUUUGCCACAGAGACCUGAAGCUAGAAAACACGCUCUUAGACGGAAGCACAGCGCCUCGUCUCAAAAUAUGUGAUUUUGGCUACUCCAAGUCAUCGGUGUUGCAUUCUCAACCUAAAUCAACUGUGGGAACUCCAGCAUAUAUUGCACCAGAAGUUUUUUCAAGAAACAAAUAUGAUGGCAAAAUUGCAGAUGUUUGGUCUUGUGGGGUUACCUUAUAUGUGAUGCUGGUUGGUGCAUAUCCAUUCGAAGAUUGUGAUGACCCUAGGAACUUCAAGAAAACUAUUAAUCGCAUACUUAGCGUCCAAUACUCAAUUCCAGAUUAUGUCCGUAUCUCGAUGGAGUGCAAACAUCUUCUCUCUCGAAUCUUUGUAGCUAAUCCUGAAAAGAGAAUAAGCAUUCCUGAAAUUAAAAAGCACCCCUGGUUCCUGAAGAAUUUGCCAGCAGAAUUUAUGGAAGCAGAGGAGUAUAGUUCAGAUGCUAAAGCCUUGGAUGAUCUGGCUCAGAGUACCGAAGAAGUACUAGCAAUAAUAAAAGAGGCUAGAAAACCAGUAGAUGGAUAUAAACUUGAUGGGCAGUUUGUUGGAGGGAGCAGCAUGGACCUUGAUGAUGAGUUGGAUUCAGACAUUGAUGAUAUUGACAUGAGUGGUGAAUUCGUCUGCGCAAUGUGAGGCAUACAAAAAUCGUGGAAAAGCAAAUAAGUCGGUAAUAUUCUAUCAAAUUAUCCGAGAAUGUAAAAAACUAGAGUUCUCCGACCACAAUGUAUGCAAUCUAGCCGCUUUUUUAUGAUAUAUGGAAAAUUUCCCGUUGUGUUAA
Molecule: messenger RNA, 1448 nt
Organism: Daucus carota subsp. sativus
Lineage: Eukaryota; Viridiplantae; Streptophyta; Magnoliopsida; Apiales; Apiaceae
Product: serine/threonine-protein kinase SAPK2
Exons: 9
Coding region: 281-1303 (340 amino acids)
Biological process (GO): intracellular signal transduction; protein phosphorylation
Molecular function (GO): ATP binding; protein serine/threonine kinase activity
Source: RefSeq, a predicted model, not a curated record